Messenger RNA from Hydra vulgaris (swiftwater hydra), 2441 nucleotides. The record is from RefSeq and is a predicted model, not a curated record. Lineage: Eukaryota; Metazoa; Cnidaria; Hydrozoa; Anthoathecata; Hydridae.
UAUAAUGUGAAAUUCAAGUUGCUUACAUUGCCGGAAAAAGUCUUACAAAAAACAACAAUUAUUUUCAAGAUGGCUGAAAGUUAUGCGAAAAAGUAUUUAAAAAAUGGAGAGGUUUCAUUGUGUCUGGUAAUAUUUGCUGGCAAAGACAUAAAGAGCCAGAUGGCACCACAAAAAGCUGUCAGUAAUAUCAAAAAUUUGAUCAUCUCCACGACAGAGAGUGGUUCGCAAGAUAACUGUUCAUUAUUGGCUGCGUACUUGAUAAACAUUUCAUCGAAUAAGGUAUAAAGCGACCAGUUGUGCUUCUAUCAGAUGGUCAUUUGUUGUGAUUUGACUUUUUUUUUUCUUCCUAAUUUUUCUUAAUUUCUUAGUUCUUAAUUUUUUGCGUGAAAAGCAAAUCAAUUUAUUUGUGUCUCCGUCUGAUACUACUGGAGUCACACAGCUACUAGACCAAGCACCAAAUCAACAGCUCCAUCGAUAUUAUAAUUAAACCCGAGAUACUCUUUUCCUCUUUCCAGACAAUAAAUCGAGAAAGGCUCAUGAAUAUCCUUGGAACAAUGUGGAACAAUUGGGCAGUCACUGCCAAUAUCGUAGCAGCUGCUAAGAGAAUUUGUAUAAAUAAGAAUGGUCUUAAUGUUGACGAUUUGCAACAUAAUAAAUAUGAACAAGCAGCUCUCCUUAUUGAUAAAACUGAUGAUGUUUCUCUAGAACCUUCUACUCCUAAGAAAACAAGAAGUGUGACCUCAAAAGACGGACCUUUGGCAACAACUUCAAGAUCACAAUCCAAAGUCGCCAAAACAAAAGGAAGGUAUGGUUCAGCCGAAUAUUGGAAAUCAAUGUAUGAAAUGUCACAAUCAUUCAUCGAGGAAUCAUUUGAGAAAAGCCUCAAUUUAGCAGAAGUGCCUGGUUUACUUUCAGUAAACCGGGUGAAAUCCAAGGAAGUUAAUCAAACAAAAAUAAUAAGGGUCACUAAUGUGUAUGGAUCUCUGGAGGCUCAAGAUGUGCUUUCAAAAGUGGCUUUUCUUGAAGGGGAAAAACAAGAAAAAACAUGAUUCAGAAGAGAAAAAGAAACAUAAGCUUAAAGAUGUUUUAUCGUUGCAAACUGCAAUGCUCUUGUGUAGAAGAUUGUUAUGCAAAAUCUUUAAAAGAGUGCUCGCAAUGUAAUUCCAUUCUUAAAUCUGUAUAUAGUAAAAUGGGUUGUCGUAUUGAUAACAAGAAGCGGACAAUGAUUCUUCCUGCAUCUGCAGCAUCAUCCUUUGAUUCUUAAAAAAAAACACACUCUAUUUUGGUUCUGAUUCAAAUAUUUUAAAUUUUAAUGACUCAAAGAUAUUUUUUUAGAUGAAAUGUUUGUUUAUUGCAUGUCUCUUUUUCAAAAUAUUUUAUGCUAUUCAUUUUUUUUUUUCUCAUUUCAUGUUAUUCAAAAAAUAGUUAUUGCUAUUAUUAAAAUUGUUAUUGUCUUAAAUCUAUACUUUUCUUAUUAUUUUUCAUAUUUCCUAUUAUUCAAAAUAUGCAUUGUUAUUGCAUUAAAAGCUAGAUUUCCUAUUUUAAAGCUAGUGACCCCUUAAAAACUGCAUCCAUAGCACUGCGAAAAAAAUACAAAAUAAACAUCUUUAAGAGUUUGUAAAUUAGUUAAUAUUACAUAGGUGGAUUAGAACAAGUCUAACAUUAUCUAGAAAUAAAAUAAUUGCAAACUUAAAAUUAAACUACUAAACAGUAGGAGGUCAAUAUGCAUAAAUUGAGCAAUUUUUAAAACUAAAAAUUUGAUUUUCAUUCUCUUUUUGAGGAUUUUAAAAUUAUAAGAGGUAAAUUUUUAAUUAAUUUGUCAUCCAGGAUGUUUAAAGAUACUGGAUGACAAAUUAAUUAAAAAUUCAAUCAUUAUUUAAUAAUUCCAUUGUCAUUUGUGGAACCCAGAGCUAAAAGUUUAUACGUGUAGUGUUUAAGGGGGUAUGUGUUUUUAAGGGAACUCUACCUGUAUAUUGAAAAAGUAAUAUUUUAAUAUUAAUUAAUAUUUAAAAAUUUUUUUAUAUUAUAAUUGCGGUGUAUUUCAAGAUACGAUGCUUUAUGAAAUUUUAAGUUCAAUAAAAUUAUGACAAUGGCUCAUGUCAGGUAAAAUAGUAAUAUACAAUACCAAAAUAUUAAAUUUAAAAAAAUUUACAAUCAACUUAGUUAAAUAAAUUUAUACAUAAGCAAAUGUGUUAUUAUUUAAUUAUGUUGUGGUACAAUGACAUGUUCUAUUAUGAGUCUGUGCUUUUUUUCCAGAGUUUAGAAAGAUCAUUAUUUGUUAAACUUUGUUGCUAUAUAAUUGACAGCACUGUCAAUUAUAUAGUACCACUUGAUAAGUUUUCAGAACAAAGUUUAUUUAUAUUUACUUCAUUGGACCCACAAGCUUUAUUUACAAUUACUAAUUGUAUAUUUAUAUUUUAAAAUAACAAAUCAUUUAACCU